Emericellopsis atlantica is the source of this 462-nucleotide messenger RNA. RefSeq lists its product as uncharacterized. Lineage: Eukaryota; Fungi; Ascomycota; Sordariomycetes; Hypocreales; Bionectriaceae. The record is from RefSeq and is a predicted model, not a curated record. The transcript has 2 exons. Bases 1 to 462 code for a protein of 153 amino acids.
AUGGACCCUCUCCGCGAAGUAGUACAAAGCACCGGCCCCGAAGAGAUGAACUUCUGGCAACACCAUUUCGCAGUACAUCCCCACUAUGAUCCGCUCGCGGCUUGCCAUCGCGUCAUGCCAUGUCUGAACGUGGAGGAUCGCGAGCGAACAGCUCGGUUCUACAUCCACUACAUGCGACUUCCGGCCCCCCUUAUCCUCACCUGUGGAUCUGUGCGCAUCCUGUUCUCCGAGCGCUUCCCGCCCUUGACGGUGCCAGCGUCCGUGAUGAUUGGACUGUCACCUGUUGACCUCGAGCUAUACUACUACACGCUGUGCUUUGAGGGCAUAGUGCGGUUCCACGUACACAUGACGACCAGCGAGGUCAUGGGUAUGCGCAUGUUCAGCGUCUUCGACCCCGACAACAACCUCUUAACAUUCUUCAACCUCUUGCCGGGCCACACCCAAACAGGCAGACACUGUUGA